Messenger RNA from Cetraspora pellucida, 1665 nucleotides. The record is from the annotation of a GenBank genome assembly. NCBI's taxonomy places the organism in Eukaryota, Fungi, Glomeromycota, Glomeromycetes, Diversisporales, Gigasporaceae.
AUGUUUUUUCGAAUUGAAUCAUUUACUACUCAAGAUUAUCUGAACAUCCUCUUAUUGAUACUUCUUUUUUAUAUUGUUCGCUUUUACCAUAAUUAUUUCACUCGUCCAAAUCCGCUUCCUGGUCCUCUAUCUUUACCAUUUGGGUUAGAGAAUCUCUUUUAUGAUGGCGACUUAAAACGCUUUGCUACAACAUUAUAUAACAAAUAUGGUGAUAUCUGUGAAUUCAGACUGGGUGGUUAUCGAAGAAUAGUACUCUCUAAACCAGAUUAUUUUGAGAACUUAUUAACUUCCUCAAAAAAUUUAGCAUUAUUUACAAAACAUGAAUAUUCACCUGCUAUGGAUAUGCUUGGAAGUUUUGGACGAGGAUUAUUUCUAAAUAACAAUUAUGAAACUUGGAAGAUUAAUAAAUACUUUUUUUUACAAUCAGUUUCAACUCCUAGUUUCAAUGACGAUGCUAUAAAACGUAAUAUUGAUUUAUUUGAAGAGUUGGAUGGUUAUUGGAAUUUGCUUGCAAAAUCUCAAUCUUGUAAUGAUGGUUGGUUUGAAAUGGAUUUUUUACCAUGGAUAAAUAGGUUUAUGAGUGAUAAUAUUUCAAUAAUAGUAAUCGGUGAACGAGGUUUAUCGAUGGGAUCAUAUUAUAAUACAUUCAACUCCGAUAAGUCUAAACUUGAAAGUUCUUCUCUUAAUGACCCUAAAUUAUUUGAUUCUGAUAAAUUCACCCGGGCGAUCAUGAUAUAUAUGAGAGGUAUAAUAUUCUUUCAUAUUGUUCCCCCAUUCUUGAGACGCUAUGUGCCAUUUUUUAAGAAGAAAGCAGAUGCUCUUCUUGAAAAUAGAGAUUUCAUAUUAAGAACCAUUGAAAACGUGAUUGAAAAGAGAAAAAAUGAUCUUGUAAAUACUCCUCAGAAAUUAAAGUCGAUGAAUGAUUUGUUAACUAUUCUCAUUACUGCAAAUAAUGAUGCAAAAAAUAAGGAGGCAGAGUCUUUAACUGAAGAAGAUAUUAGAACGCUUUUACUUGAUGUUUUUUUUGCAGGAUCUGAUACAUCUUCAAACACAUUAUGUUACAUAAUUUACUUCAUUUGUCAUAAUCCACACGUAAAACAAAAAAUGUUUGAUGAAAUCGAUUCAGUUUUUCCUAAUAAUUCUUCUAUAACCGCUGAUCUUCUUGCAAAACUUAAGUAUUGUGAUGCAAUAAUUAAAGAAGCUUCUCGUAUGAUGCCAGUGUUACCUGUAUCAAAAAGGGUCGCAACUGGAGAAUGUGAAGUUGCUGGAUAUACAUGGCCAGCCAAAACUAUAUUUCAACUAAAUUAUGCCAGCAUUCAUAUGAAUGAGAAAUAUUGGGACAAUCCCACUGUUUUUGAUCCGAACAGAUUUUCUUUACAAAAUGAUUCGAAUGAAUUCGAUUAUUUAAACAAUUUGGAUAAAGAGAAUAAAAAAUCCACUCAUAACGCAAAUAAAUAUUCGUUAGUUAUUUUUGGUGGUGGUAUAAGAAUGUGUCCUGGGAGAAAGUUAGCAAUGAUUAAUAUGCUAUCCUUCAUGGUGUUGAUGUUCAAAAAAUAUGAUAUAGAAUUAGUAGAUAGGGAAGCCCCAUUGAAAACACAUAGCGCAUUCCUUACUAACUGUUUAGAGUUAAAAAUCAAAAUCCAACCUAGGAAAUUAUCAUUGUAA